Molecule: messenger RNA, 1355 nt
Organism: Scylla paramamosain (green mud crab)
Lineage: Eukaryota; Metazoa; Arthropoda; Malacostraca; Decapoda; Portunidae
Exons: 2
Coding region: 433-1227 (264 amino acids)
Source: RefSeq, a predicted model, not a curated record
CUCUGGCAAGUCAAGCGAACUUUUAAGAUAUUCCUGAGCUCUAACAUUUUCUCAAUUUCCUUGGAGUUAACAUAAAUGUUACCUAAUGCUGUAAGUAGAUAAUUUAAAGUGGAAAAGAAAGAGCAGGAAAUGUAGCAGACAAGCACAUAACAACGGAAAUAAAAGAGGAAGAGGUUGAUGAAUUCCUUAAAAAAAAAACAAUAAUAAUAAUAAAAUAAAUAAAUAAAUAAAUAGACGAGAAACGGAAACACGAAUGAAAAAUUAUCACAAAACAAAUCGCAGUUGAGAAGGUUCGUAAUAACGCCUAAAAGUAAAAGAAGUCGAAUUGUGACGUGUGAGAUUGGACUCUCGUUUGACACAGCAGAUUGUCAGAUUCAACGUGGCGGACGGGGAGUUGAUGCACUGACGUGUGGGGUCCCCCAGGGGACCAAGAUGGGUCCUCUAUGCUUCCUCCUCCUCAUUAACGACGCCCUCACUGACACCCCCCAUCAAUGGAAGUAUGUGGACGACUGCACUGUGGGCGUCCCAGUUUCCACCAAGAACCCGGACUACUCGCCACUGCAAGCAAUUCUGGAGCGACUGCAGACGUGGAUGGAGGAGAGCAGGAUGACCAGCAACCACAGCAAAACUGUGGUGAUGCAUUUCUGUACCUCCUCUGUACCAGUGCCCCCUCCCCAGCUCACAGUGGGCCCUCACCCCCUCCAGGUGGUCCAAUGUGCCAAGCUUCUUGGAGUCACGGUGGACGACCAGCUGACCUGGAAGCAGCAUGUCGCCAGCACCGUAAGAUCAGCUACCUACAGGCUGUACAUGCUGCGCAGACUCAGGUCGCUGGGGAUGCCGACAGAUGAGUUAAGGGGGGUGUACCUCACCUUCAUCCUCCCCAAACUCAUAUAUGCCUCCCCAGCGUGGUCCUCCUCCCUCACACACACUCAACAGCUACAGCUAGAGAGUGUGCAGAAAAGGGCGUGCAGGGUCAUCCUUGGCCCUGCAUACACCACCUACGAAGAAGCCCUGACCACCCUGAGUCUGUCAAGACUAUGCACCAGGCACCGAGAGGCUCUGGAGAAGUUUGGAAGGGGACUACUGCAUCAUCCACAUCUCAGAAACUUGCUGCCGCCUGACCCGCCUCGCCCGGUCCGUGCCACCAGACACCACAACAAGAUAACGCCCCUAAGGGCGCCGUGCACGGACCGGUACAGACUCAGUGCGAUUCCCAUCAUGGUGUGAGCCAUCAAUCAAUAGUAUUUCCUCCCUAGAUUAGACUUACCUUUAGGAUGAAUGUUAAGUUUUCCCCACCCCCUACGUACAUUUUCAGUUUGUUAACUGCCUAAAUAAUAAACUGUUUAUUAUUAUUA